Messenger RNA from Phytophthora nicotianae INRA-310, 9390 nucleotides. RefSeq lists its product as hypothetical. Gene Ontology annotation, biological process: protein targeting to vacuole; protein retention in Golgi apparatus. The coding region runs from base 665 to 9286 and encodes 2873 amino acids. Gene Ontology annotation, cellular component: extrinsic component of membrane. Gene Ontology annotation, molecular function: calcium ion binding. The record is from RefSeq and is a predicted model, not a curated record. NCBI's taxonomy places the organism in Eukaryota, Oomycota, Peronosporomycetes, Peronosporales, Peronosporaceae. The transcript is spliced from 2 exons.
UCCGCCCACAUGCUCUUGAACGGGAUGUCCGUGAUGUCGUACCACUGCGGCUUCAUCUCGUCGCUCUCAGACGGCUCGCCCGAGAACUGCUGCGUCAGGAAUACGUGCACCUCCAUCACCUCCUUUGCUUCUUCGAAGGAGAAGAGCAGCACACCACGCGGCUGAAGAUGUUCUGCUUUAACCGACACGUUGGCCUCCUCUUCUAUCUCUCUCGCUGCUGCAGCCGCGAUGCUGGCGUCCGAGACCUCCACUUUGCCACCGAAGCCGUUCCACUUGCCCAUUCCAAAGCCGCGCUUCUUCAUACCCAGCAGAACCUGCUGGGAGCCCAUAUCAUCGCGCACAAUGAACGCUAGCGUGAGCAACUUACGCGGAAGCGCGGGCACUUGGAGGCUGCGACGCAUGAUGGCUGCCGAAGCUGAAGGUGUCAAAUGUAGCCACAAAAAUCAGUGACAUUAAACAGAGAAUUACUAACGUCACAUCACACUGAAUCAUAUCCUGUUCUUCAAGCGAGGGCAUACAACAGCCAAGUUAAAAACAUCAAAGCGUAUCUUGGUCGCUCAUUUCCAGAGAAGCCACCAAGUGCGCAUCAAGAGUGUUGGUCGUCCCCCCUUGGACGUUGUCGCUGGCCAAGCUGCUGCUGUUUCUCGCGAACCGCUCGCCCAGCAUGAUCGGGAUGCUGGCAGUGGCGAUACUGAGCGUCUGCGUGUCGCUCUCGCUGUGCGUAGUGCCGGUUUUGGCGCGUUACACGGUCUUCCCACUGCUCUCAGGGCUCAUUCACAAGUUCGCGGCCGCUUAUCUCACUGAUAGCAUCCAGGUUGAGUAUACCUUUGGCUCCUUCGCGGUGCGUGCCCGACGUGGCGUCGGCGCGGCCUCGGAGAUGCUGCGUGGCAUCACCAUCUCGCUCUUCUUCGUCAAGUUACAGAGCGAAUUCCUUAAGACGCUGGCCUUCACCAAGCAGGGUCUGGCCCCCGUGGAUCUUAAGAGCGUGAGUAUUAAGAAGAUUACCAUCCACCUGGCUACGACCUGGAAGGUGGUGGUCAAAGUGGAAGGAGUGGCCGUCGAUGGUCAAAUAGUAGACCCCAAUGUGGAAGGAGUCUUCGAGCUGCAGGACGCUGUGGCCAUGAAGCUCGCCGAGGCGGCCUUCUGGAUGAAUCUACUGGUGACCGAACGCACCACGUCGGAGCUGAGGCAGAAACAGGCGGAGGAGCUGGCCAAUAACCCGUCAAAGUCGUUCUCCUUCAAAGACCGCGUGUUGCAGCAGAUUGCAGCCCAAGCGGAUGUCCAUGUAAGCGAUGUGAGAGUGGCCAUCACAGGCCUGACGCCUGGAGCUGCUGCUAUUGAUGGCCACGACGACGAAGUCGAGGAGAAGGACGACGAGGACGCAGAGGUGGCCACCACCAGUUCCAUUCCUGUGGUACUCAAGCCCACGCGUGUAAGCGUUUCGCUCAAGUCGUUUGACUUGCAGACUGACGUACUGCAUGAGAACAGCGAUGAGGCUUUGCAGCUUGUUCUGACGUCAGAGGAGAUCCUCGUGGAGCACGCUGUGAGCAUCAAGGGCAUGAACAUCUGCGCUGCUACUGUCGAUGAUGGAGAGGAUGACAACUCGGCCGUGGAGAAGAAACAGGACCCGUUGAAAGACAAUGGUGGUGUUGGUCCUGGUGAGACGCCUCUGCUGUCCUUCCCUGGUCUCGAUUUGAAGCUGAAGGUGCCGCCCAUGCCAAGAUUGCUGGGUAUUGUGGAGCACAUCGCUCCUAUUCCAAUGAAGAAUCGCCUGGCCCACGUGGAACUUACAUCGUCUUCGAUCAACAGCAUUUCCGUCACGCGUGAGCUGUUAGUGGGUGUGCUACGUGACCUGUUUGUGCCGUACACGGACCACCAGGUGCUAGUGCAAUCAGUGCGCACGCUGGAACACGACGAGACUGUCCGUAAGCCGAUUUCCAAAGAAGAUGAAGAGUUUUACGUGGCUAACUACGACCAAGUGGACAGCAACAAGUCGCUGUCGAGUCAGGAGAAAAAGGACCGCAAUGAAGAACUGCAGAAACUGGAGAAAUCGAUGACGCUGAACAAGAUUCUGAAGCUUCGCAGUCGCGCGACUGGGUUGGCCAAGUACUAUCGUCACAAUAAAGAAGAGCUUUCUCUUGCGGACUACACUGCGAUUGUGCGGGAGAACGCUGCCAAGCCGAGUAACAUCAUGUUCAGAGCAAUGGAGGUCGCACUACGCUGGGAGAACAUGAGCAUUGGGUUUGUUGAGCGCGGUCGUCAAGUUGCUGAGAUGGUGGUGAUAGGCUUUGGCGUCAAUGUGCGCAUGUUCACGAUUGCAGAGGGUGAAGAGAAGCAGAAACUCGACGUGGAUAUGGUGUUAGGCCAGACCACAUUUGUUGUGAACGUUGGGGUUUCAGUUCUGAACCCUGUGUCUCCGACGGCCAAGGUAUUGUUCGCAGAUUUCAGCAAGAUCGCUGCCGAGUCGGAUGUGAUUACUCCACCACAGAUGCUGACUGCUCAUGUGAGCCAAUUUGAAAGCGGCAAACAGGACGUGCGUGCUGCUGUGAAUAAUGUCAAGUUGGUGCUUUCUGCUAAUGCACUGGAGCAUUUCCUGCUGUACGUGGAUCGACUGAGCACGAAGACUACCCAGGUACUAUCGACAUCGCGUCCGCCCACGACUCCAAUUACUCACUCCGAGUCGUCACCUGCACCGGUGCAAGUUGCCAAGAGUGAGGUGGAUACGGUUACUAAGGAGGUGUCGAUGUCUCCGUUCAGCCUGCUUGGUGGCAUGCUGCUGAAUCUCGAUGUGAACAUGAACGACUGCCACAUCCUACUGCUACCCACACAAUCCUUCUCGAAGUCGUUGUUCACAGAUAUUAACGUGGAGACUUGGCAGAGCGAAUAUGUGGUAGACUGUCGCGUGGACAUGCCAGCUACGUUAAGCAUUCAUCUCGAAAGCUCCAAAGUGAAGGAGAUGCUGGAGUUCAACGUGCACAGCUUCAGUAUUGGAGCUCAAUACGUCGAAGGUGCGAAGGAGGUGGAAACCAUUCUGGCCCCAACAACAAUUGUGUUCCAGUUCACACUUGCUCAAGACACCAAGAACCCCUUGGUUUGCCACCAGAGUGUAAUGAUGCACAUGCCGGAUGUCUUGGUUGCUGGGUCGGACCUCAGUUUGUCGCUGCUGGCUUCUUGUGGUGAGGCUCUCGGAAACGUGCAGACGACUACACCCGACCAGGCCCGACUUCGCCUUGAGAGUCGAUUGAAACAAGACGAGAUCCGUCGCCAGGCCGAAGUUGACGCAGUUCUCGACCGCCUCCACCGUCUUUUCAACGAGAUCGAUGAAAACGGAAAUGGACGCAUCGAACUGGCCGAGCUCCUUCUGCUGCUGCGCCGCGUCAAGGUCGGCGACACUUUAUUAGAAAGUGAAUUGGAGCACUUCGUUCGUGAAUUGUUCAAGGAAAUCGACCAGGAUGGCAACGGAUUCCUGGAGUUCCAAGAGCUGCGAGCAUUCUUGCGCGAUGAUCUAAUGUCCGAUGAAGCUGCAGCUUCUACCGCCGAUUCAAAGUCAGCGAACGGCAGCAAUGCGCUCCAUGGCUUCCUUAACCUCCGCGGCAACGAAUAUCAUUCGUUCGAAGUGAUUAGCAAGCUGUGUGACACGAAGAUAACUUCGUCGGAGCAGCUUGCAGAAUGGAUCAAGCAUCCAGCGUUUGAAGGCCGAUUCUGGGAAUUGUUUGAGGGUGAAGCUCGCGUCAAGAACCGAUCGUUAGGUGACCAGAACCCUUUGGAUGUACAGAAGAAGUUGGUUCGUCUGUUGAAGAACUACGAUGCGGCCAACUUGAUCUGGGAUGCUUUAGUGUUGCCUGCUUUGGAAGGCAACGGCACAGAUCUUGUGAUGUGCGAGUGGUUAUUACAGCCGUUUACGCGCUGUGGAGGCAUUAGUGAGUACCAAAGUGCUGCGAAGGUGAUCGCAAAGAAGAAACGUGACGGUAUCUUCGCUGCAGCAUUGGAGGAGGCCGAACAGUUGGUGAGUAAGCUCACUCAGGACGCAAACCCAGUGAAGAAGGUGCUGCAGUUCACGACAGACGUCAAGAUGGGUAACCUACGGUUUGUUCUGACAGACGCAGAACUUCCUGCUCGAUUCUGCCGCGGUGACUUUGUCAUCAAGGACGUGAAGAUGUCGAUGGAGCUAACUGGAAAGGAAAUCGAUGAGAUCGGACCCGUUGAUUGGAUCGGGUUGGCUACAUCGGGCAAUUCCGACUGGACGAUCCUGUUUGGCUUCAAGAUGUCGUCGUCCUGUUACAGCGAUAUCGCGAAUGACAUGGAGAACAUCAUUGAGCCGUGGGAUUUGGUUGCCGGUAUCUCUUCUGGAGCUGGUGAGAACGGCUUCUCUGUGUUGAUGGAGGCUGCCAAGCGCUUCCAGAUCAAUGUGACGCCCAGUGUUCUGAAGACAUAUCGUGCUCUGAUGGACGCACUUGACGGUGAGGCCCAGCAGAAUGCUCUGCAGAAACACCAGGACAGCUUCCAAAGCAUUACCGCCGCGAAGAAGCGCAAAGAAACGGAUUGCCUCGUGCAGAACUUUACGGGAUGCAAGGUCACUUUGAAGCUGAACGGUAGUGACGAAGAAAUCGUGAUUGAUGCGCACAACCGCACUCAUAUUGAACACGGAGCACUCAAGAAUGGCGAGGCAACGCUCGACUCGCUUGAAAUCGAUCAGUGGGGAACCAGCAAUACCGCGGUGAAGUUGCCAUCAUUCGGCAAUGUUAGCGUUGGAGUGAGCACUGCUGAGGCAACGCCCUCUACUCUGUUUGUCACUGUUUUUUCGCGACUGGAAAACCCGCGACGCCAACUUAUUGUGCUGAGAUCCAACACAUACUUCUGCAACCACAGUUCUGAGUGCUACGAAGUGAAAUAUCUCAGUCUUGCAAGCGAAGGCAGGAAGGCUAUAGAGUCUCCUGUUAUCAAGUUGCGCCCCAAUGAGCGAAUUUCGCUUCCGCUGUCGCUUCUCAUGGGGAUCACGGAGUUUUACGCUCGUCCAGAAAACUACGAACACUGGAUUGUGAAGACGUCACUGAACAAUGAUGUGUUAACAUCGACGGAGGCGAUCAAAGAGCUGGAGGUGCAUGAUGCUGAACGAGAGAUUAAGAAGAAACAGCGUCGUGGUGGCACCAUUGUCUAUGGCGAGACCGAGGAAACGUGCACGAAGGUCAUCAAGAGUUUGACACCGAACAUGAUCGUGCGUCGUUGGCACCUGCGCUCACAUUUCGAGUGGGAAUUGGCGCUGUUGCCUCCAUUUGUGGUGCGUAACUCGCUGCCGUACGAGAUGGAAUACCGUUUCAUCGAGUACAAGACCAGUUCCUUGCAGGACAUGAAGACGGAGUACGCCAAAGUUGAAGAGCUUCUGCGACGUGAGAGUGCACUUGAGGUGUCGGAUGGAGUAUUGACUGGCGUUGUAGAGUCAGGUCACGAUACUGAAGUGUCUGGUGUUUCCGGAGGAUACCCAGGAUAUUUGUCUGUUCGACUGGUUGCCAAGAAGCACAGUACGGGCAAGCACGUUGCGUCUCCGUGGUCAAAGCCGCUUCUGAUGAUGAUUCACAAGGGAGUAGAGCAGUUCACGACGUCUCGCGAGAAUGUGGAAGCCGACACUGGUCUCAAGUUUAACAUUGAUCGAAUCACGCUGCCUGGUUACCCUCGACUCGUUCGUUUUUCGAGCCCGUACUGGAUUGUGGACAACACCUCUCUCGCCUUCGACUUUGCGUCUACCGAACAAGGCGCGAAGAAAUCUUCAUUUAAACCCAUGGACGUGUGUGCACCAUUCAGCUACCCGAUCAUGACGUCGCUACGUCACGAUCGUCUGAGUCUGAAGCCACGUGCGAAUCUCAAUCGUCGCCCAGAGGCAUGGGGAGAACUAGGCAACAUGCCGCAGACGGCUUAUAAGGCUUCUACUGUGUCUGAACAUGCUAUCAAGAACGCACAAUGGUCGGAACCGGUUAACACGACUGCCAUCAACACGAUGGGUGAGAUCGUAUGCGGCCCAAGCGUCUUCAGCGUCAAGAUGGAAGGUCUGUACGGGCUUUUCGAGCCAGGUGUGUCGCUCACGUUGAGUCCGCGGUAUUUCGUGCAGAACCGACUGAAUCAGAAACUCUACAUCCAGAGCUUUGCCUCGCACGACAAUGACCCGCAGAAGGUUGUUGACAUGUUCCACAAGCGAAGCGCGGAGGAGGUGAAGCAGCUGCAUCUAGCGCUUGAAGAUGGCCAGACUACACCGCUGUAUCACUUUGGCUCGUUGAAGAAGGGUGAGUCUGUGGAGCAAAGUCAACGCUACGUGUCGUUUUCGUUCUCGGAGGACUGGGGCACCGACGCCGACAAGAAGAACUGGUCGUUCGCUAUCCCGAUCAAUACGGCGGGAGAUCUCUACUUGCAGGUCUACUCAUCUGUGCGUCAGCGAUACCUUAUUUGCCAAGCAAGUGUGCAGGUGGUCGACAUGUACGUGUACGUGGUUCUGACCGAUGUGUCCUGCGCACCGCCGUAUCGCAUUGAGAACUACACCCCGUUUACUGUGGACUGCGCACAACUAGGCGAGUCGUCCAUCUUCAGCAGCGGGCAGAAGGCGAUGGCUGCCACUAUUAAAUCUGGUGCGUGGCACGCGUUCGCUUGGUUCAAUCCGUUGUCAAAGGAACGUCAAGUCGAGCUCCGUCUUUCGCAUCUGGAUGCUCCCAAAGCGCAGACCAAGAAGUAUGACAUCGACUACGUCGGCUACUUGGAUCCAAUCACCAUGUGGGUGUCACGUGAUGGCGAGAAACAGCAUCCCGUUGAGUUGACUGUCCAAGUUGUCGUUGAAGAGAGUACUCGCGUGCUUAAGAUCGCUGAGAAGGAGUUGGAACUGAGUCUUCUGGAAAGCCAGGACUCCGAGGGAGAGGGCGAUGUUCAGCACCGACGAAUGCUAUACGCGUCGUCUUUCGACAUCGCGUUCGAUGGUUUUGGAUUCUCCUUGCUGGAUGGAUUCCCUCAGGAAGUGUUCUUCGCGUCAGUCGAUGUCAUCAAGGUGCAAAAGGCUCCUGCAUCGCUGGAAUGGACGUUCUCAGUGCUGCACUGCCAAGUGGAUAACAUGCUGGCGACUGCCAAGUUCCCUGUGAUCAUGAACCCAGUGAACGCCGGCUACAGUGACAAGUCCGUUGGCAAGGAACCGGAACCGUUCUUGAAGCUGGUGCUUGAUGCAGAUCUCGAGGCUCGUAUGGGAACCUACAAGCUGCUUAAAUUCAGUCUGAGUGAUCUAGCAGUGAAGGUGGAUAUCGAUUACUUGGUGAAUCUCGUCAAACUGCUCGAACCGUACUUGGUGUCUGACGCUACCAUGGCGCACCGCUCAAGACUGACGCUUGAGAGCACACUUCAUCGUCGUGCUCCACCCAUGCCUGUGAUGUUGGUGACGGAGGACGGCGGCAUCCAAACGGAUCUCGUGUACUUCGACAUCCUGCGUAUAUCUUCGCUGUCAAUUGAUUUGGAAUACUCAAUCACGCGCAAAGAUAUCGUGUCGUCUACGGGUGGAGGCCACUCCGUGAUCUUCGGCUUCCUAAGCCAGAUCAUCGGGUUGAUCGGAUCAAACCUCAGUGGCUCACCGACCUUCAGCUUCAGCGAGAUCGUGAUUGUUAGAUGUUUCUCGACGAAACAGCGUCUUCAAUCCCAACUUGUCGCGAACUACGUCCAACAAGGUGUGAUGCAGGCUUACCGUCUUGUUGGCAGCGCAGACAUCAUUGGCAACCCGAUUGGCCUUGUGGAAGACUUGGGUUCUGGUGUGGUGGAAUUUUUGAAGAUUACGAAGGGAGAAUUGACUGGUGAUGCUCAAACUCGUGGUGAGGGAGUGAAAGUACUGGGCAAAACCAUCGUCAAGUCGGGUGCUUCCUCCGUCGCGAAGAUCACGGGGUCGCUGGAUAAGUUCGUGGGCGAGUUUUCUGAUGACAAACCUGAUCCUUCUGUUGAAGAUUUGUCUAAUGAUAAUGCUGGAAUCAAGUUCGCUAAGGACCUUGGUCGCGGCUUCACGGGCAUUUUCACGAAACCAGUUGAAGGCGCGAUGAAGGGUGGCGUUACUGGACUUGUACAAGGCACAGUACAGGGUAUUGCCGGCCCCGGUGUCGUCCUGCUCAAGGGUCUCACGUCGACGUCUCACAAUCUUGCGCUGGGUGUGCAGUCGACUGUUGUGGAUCGUUCUCCAUUCGGCGGUCGUCGUCGCAAGCCGAAGCUGGUGGAGAAUGGCAAACUGAUUGCGGAGUUUGACGAGGAACACUACAAGCCUACGCGUUUGGAGCUGGAGGUUCUCGGCGCUAACGGGUUGGAUUCCGAUAAGUCGUGCGAUCCGUUGUGUGUUGUACGUAUCGACGGCGUGGAUGUGAUGAAGACUGCUGUCAUUUACAACACAGUGAAUCCUGUGUGGGAAGAGAAGACCCAAUUGGCAUUGACAGGCGAGGAGAGUGAAGUGCAGUUCGUGGUGAAGGAUUCUUACGGUGGAACAGUAGCUAAGACUGUCGGUAAGUGCAUUUUAAGUAUGGCGAAGCUGCAAGAGGAUUUCAAGCCACCCGAGUACGCGUCGGAUCUGGCCCAAUGGGUGCAUACGCAAGUGAAGCCUGGGAACACGAAGAAGAACGUCAGUCACGUGAUUACUGAAAAGGAAUACCCGCUCGUAAUGCUCAAGAAGAACAGCUCGAAGGCGGCUCAUGCUGCUUCUUUCGGUGACGAGAAGCACCAAGUUCUUGUGACGAUUCUGUCGCUUCGUGACAUGGUGGUCACGAGCUCGACUGGCGGUGGAGUGCUUGGUUUGGGCAACUUGGGAAGCAGUACGCCCAAUAUUUCACCAUAUAUCUCGGUGCAUGUUGGCAAGAACGCGAACCGGACGAACAUCACGAAGAUGUCGUUCGUCAAGAACAAGAAGGAGCAGUUCGGCAACGCGUCGUGGGGCGAGAGCUUUACUUUCCCGUUGACUGCCAAGGAGCUACAUCGCAGUGGCGCUGACUCCAGAUUGGUCGUGUAUCUUAAGGACAAGAGUAUGCUGGUGGACACGCGUCUUGGAUCUGCGACGCUGGAGAUUGACGCCACGAAGAUUAACGUGCCUGCAUCGACGGAAGAGCUGAUACUCAAGGACCAAUCGGGCAAAUUGGUCGGCUACAUAACAGUGAAGGUGGAAGUAACUGGAUCCGCCACGUCGUCGCGUUCGCUGUCGAUGAGUGCGCUUAUGUCUGCUGGUGAUGACAUGGCCAACCUCCCGCCCGAUGCUGUCAAGGCCGGCACCAUCCGUGUGUCCUGCGACUUCGAGUAAGCUCCAUCGACGUAUUUUGCAUUUUUACGUAUAGCGGUAAUAUAACCUGCAAACAAGUUGAAGUAAUCUAAAAUCGUACUUAUUCGAGUUGUUAAUGCACACCA